UUGAAGCGCGUACUUCUUAACCCGGAAGUAUCCCUGUCCACGCGAGCCAAGCAAAAUCGUCCUCGAAACGAAGGUACCGGUGGAGAAGAGAGGAUUUAGACCCGGGGAAUCGUUUUUAAUAAAUUAGCAACCAUGAGUCUGUUAACAAAGCCCAAGUCCGAGAUGACCCCUGAAGAGCUCCAGAAGCGAGAGGAGGAGGAGUUCAACACGGGCCCCCUCUCAGUGCUCACCCAGUCAGUCAAGAACAACACUCAGGUCCUCAUAAACUGUCGCAACAACAAGAAGCUGCUCGGAAGAGUCAAAGCUUUUGACAGGCAUUGCAACAUGGUGUUGGAGAACGUGAAGGAGAUGUGGACGGAAGUUCCUAAGAGCGGGAAGGGAAAGAAGAAGUCUAAGCCCGUGAAUAAGGACCGCUACAUUUCUAAAAUGUUCCUGAGAGGUGACUCUGUCAUUGUCGUGCUGAGAAAUCCUCUAAUCACAGGAAAAUGAACUCUUAAAAGGCUGAGCUGGCCACGGAGCCGUUUCUAUUUUUUUUUCUGUUUCCUUUUUGAAGGCAGUGGAUCGUUAUUAAUGGUUGUUUUGUUUUUUUCUUGGAGGGGUGGUGAACGGUGUUUGUACUACUUUGACAGUGUCAGUUGGGCACACACGUCCUGAUUUUGUUUUAUCUACGGAAGUCUUCUGUCUUUUUCAUUUUAAUAAUAAAAGUGAUGAACAGA
Molecule: messenger RNA, 716 nt
Organism: Mugil cephalus (flathead mullet)
Lineage: Eukaryota; Metazoa; Chordata; Actinopteri; Mugiliformes; Mugilidae
Gene: snrpd2
Product: small nuclear ribonucleoprotein D2 polypeptide
Exons: 3
Coding region: 133-489 (118 amino acids)
Biological process (GO): spliceosomal snRNP assembly; RNA splicing
Cellular component (GO): precatalytic spliceosome; U1 snRNP; U4/U6 x U5 tri-snRNP complex
Molecular function (GO): RNA binding
Source: RefSeq, a predicted model, not a curated record